AUGUGCAAAUACCCCAACCACCAAGCAGGUUCAUCUAUCUAUCGACAAUAUCUAUUUAUCUAUGGAAUGAACGGGUUUUCUUUUUCUUCCACCAUUAUCUAUCUAUCUCUUUAUCUAUCCUGCUCUCGUUUCUUUCCCCGCUUCUCUCUAUUCCAUUCUUUCUUUAGCUUUUCUCUCUCUCUCCUCUGUCUCUCUCCCUCUCUCUUUCUGUAUCUAUCUAUCUAUGUAAGCCCUUCUUUCUUUCUUUCUUUCUUUCCAAAUUUUAAUUUCUCUUUUCUCCUCGACCUCUUUUUCUUCCUUUUUGAUUUCUUUCUUUUUAUACUUCUUUUUUUCUUCUCUUUCUUUCUUGUUUUUCUUUCUUUGCAUUUUUCAGAGCCACCGCAUGAACUGCCCGUUGGACGCCGAAGGAACCCGCCACCGCAUAUGAGCACGCACCUCCGCAAAAUGCAACGGACACCUCCUACUCCUCUGCGUAACUUCACCGACAGGACCGCGUGGCGGAUGUGCAAGCAGUUGACACCGGCGGAAUGCGCAGGGACGGCCAAAGUCAACGAAGGACGAUGUCGCUGCUGGAUCUUUUUUUUUGUUGUUGAAUUCUGUCGUUUCUUCUUUUAUUCUCGUUCAUUUUUUCUUCUUAAUUAUUCAUCAUUUCUUUAUAAGACGCCAUUUAUUUUUCUUUCCUUUUCUUUCUGCUUGGCUAUCUUUCAUUCUUUUUAUUUUCUUCUGUUUUCUUUCUUCUUCUUCCCCAACAGUAUCGUUAUCAACAGCAGCAGGAGCAUCCUGUUUUUAUCGUCUUUUCCCCUUCUCUUCUCACGUUCUCCGAUUUAUCUCUCCCCAAAUUUUGGCGUAUUUCUCUCUAGCCUGUUUGCCUCUUCCCUGGUUGUUACCCUUCCCUUCUCUUCUCUCCCCUGGUUGUCAAUUCAAAUUUUUAAAAGCCUGCCUCCCUUGAAAAGAAAAAUAUUUCGUCAAGGAAAGAAAGCCAACGAGAUAACAGUGGAGAGAGCAGUCUGCCGUCAUUUUCAUUUUUUACAACCAAAAAUGAAGUGCUUAAACAUGGCACUACUGACUGCUCUGCUACUUGUGGCUUUCUUCUCCGCGUCUGCCUUAGCGAGUUGCAGCAGAUGUGAAAAAGGUUGGUUCCUGCCCAAUCAGAAGUAUGUCUACAAAUACGAAGCAAUGGCGGAUGCUGGCUUCGUCGGAACAAGCGACGAACGCUCCGGACUAAAACUAUCAUGCAUCGUCAAUGUUAUUACUCCUUGUCAGUGUAACGAUGUCACAAAGGUCAGUCUUAACAAAUGUGAAAUGAUGGAAAAGAACAACCAAGGUUACAGUCGAACGGAUCAAUCUUAUGCCAAAAACUUGGAGAAGCGUCACAUCGAGUUCGUCCUGGAAGAUGGUCUGAUUAAACAUGGAAAGAUAACAGCCCAUAAACAAGACUCUGAAAGUAUUCUUAAUAUGAAACGUGCCAUCAUCCGAACACUUCAGUUAAAAAUGCAGGCUCCUGAAAAAUAUGAACAAAUUUUGAACCAGCAAGAAAUCUUUGGCACGUGUCCGGUCCAAUACUCGCUCUCCAAAACCAAACCAUGGACGAUUCACACCAAAAUGGAUAUUACUCAUUGUGAUCUUCCCAGUAUUUUUGAGUUUCAAUUCAACCUAAAAUCCCUGAUUAAAACAGUUUUGGGGGGACGUCAGGUUAAAAACAUUUCAGAAAUGAUCUACCCUUUUGAUUCAACUUAUAACUGCGAUUACACAGUCACUGAUGAACAGAAGAUCAGUUCCGUGUCCUGCUUGCAAAACCAGGCCUUCCGCGUGUUGAAACACUAUGGCAAUAUUGAUGCAACUGCAAUGUAUAAUAUAAGUCAAUCGUUGACUUUUAAAGAAAACGUGAACGCCAUGCUAAAAGACAAAAAAAUGAAGAUUCCUAAAUCAAAAGUCAAGGACGCCGAUCUAAAAUUUGUAUUCGUUCACGAACAUCGCAAAGUAUUUGGAAAAAUUUCCGCUGCUGAAUUAAAGAAAUCUCUAGAGGACCUUGUGACAGCCUAUGUAACCCGACCGAUGAGUGAUAUUCCAGGUCUCUUUAACGGUUUCGUCGACAGAAUCCGACAAGCAAGCCAAAGUGUUCUCGAAGAAACAUUUUCCAUGAUCAAAGUGUGUCCAGAACAUGAUCAGGGAUGUGACAAUGCAAUACCUGUCCUCCAGCAAAGGUUUUACAUGGAUGCCUUAAAAUCUUGUGGUGACAUCCGGUGCGUGAAAACUAUUGUGAACAAAUUGGAUCGAAUAAUAGCGAUCUCUAAAGCUUUAUUUCUUUAUGAUCUUGCUUUGAACUUUGAACCUGAUGCUGAGCUACUUAUAAAUCUGCUGGAUCUUUGCAAGAAGGAGAAGAAGCAAAGUUGUACCACUUUAACAAUAUUAGCCAAAAGAUUUUCUAAGAACGUCGACAUGAACUUGAAAGAGAAUAAAAUCCCAAUUCUGAAAACAAUCAAGUUCUAUCACCAUUAUUUAAAAACCACAGUCGAAAGAGAUGACGCAGAUGCUGAAAUUGAUCUCAUAUGGGCUAUGAAGGGAAUGGAAAAUCUGGGAAGCUUAAUACAAGAUCUCCAUGACGAAUGCAUCAGAGGUAUCUUAAAAAUUGUCACAAGUAAAAAAUACAGUCUUUCUUUGAGAAAUGCUGGCAUAAAGGCGCUUCGAGCUAUGAAUUUUGAUACGUUAGUGGAGAAAGAACUAAAAGAAAUAUUGGCUGAUGUUUAUGAGUCGGUUAGUCUUCGAAGUCAAGCAUUCCUUACCCUAGACAAAUAUGCAAGGAAAAAAACAGUCAAGUAUAUUAUCGAGAUAUUGCGCCAAGAGAAAAUCCAACAACUUACGACCUACAUGGCGACUCACAUUUUAAACGUCCUGGAAUCUGAGGAGCCAACCUGGAAAGAGAGACAAACUGUAUGGAAAGAAAGUCUGGCUGGCGAGAAAAAACCAAUUCCUGCUUUGAAAGGAGGUGGGUUCGCUCGUGGGAAAUCGAGCUAUGUCGAGGUUUCAAAAUCCUUUGUCUUUCCUUUCACUUCUUACAAUAUGGCAGCCCAGCUCGAACUGAGUAUUAUCUACGAUCCAUCUAACUUGGUGCCGAAGUCAAUAAUUUUCAGGACGAAAGGACUCUUGGGUAAAACUGAUUACGAAUUACUCGAGAUCACUUUGGAAGCCGAAGGAAUGGAAAAAUUGAUGCAAUCUCUCUCUAAAACACAUGGAAAGCCAUUCUUUCAGAGGCUAAUGGGGAUUAUACAUUUCUUCAAUGCACCACGAAAACAGGACGAUGAAGAUUUUACUUUCUUCUUAGAAAAAAAGAUCGUCGAUGAGCUGAAAGAUAUUCUACAGAUGGUCAACUUGCCAGAAAAUUCAAUGCCUUCUGGAUUUGUACACAUAAAGAUUUUCGGUGGAAAUUUGGCUACGUUGAACUUAAAAUCUUUGUUUCACUACAUGCAUCUUCCCAAUCUGAAAAUGUUUCUCGCUGAAACGUUACGCAAAUCAAACCUGAAACUCAUCCAAGCAAGUCGGUUUGUCGAACUCUACCGGUCACUGCCUACGGUAUUUGGUGCCCCUUUCAAUCUGACCCUGAGUUCAACUCGUGUUAAUUCACUGAAUAUUUCAACGUCAUUAGGUUUAGGCCAGCUUCUCCCACCGAAAAAUAUUGCUAUGAAUGCCGGACUACAAACACAGUUUGUUUUGGAAUUCAGAGCUCGAAUGGAACUUACCCUGCCUGGUUUGCGUCCACAUGGAUUGGGAAUGAAUUCUGAUCUUGAUUUCUAUGGAGGUGGAUCAGGGGGAAUGACCCUGACAAGUGAAGAUCGAUCGGAUAGUGGAGUUAUCCAAUAUUGGAAGAGUCGGAUUCACAUCAAUAACAUUUAUGAGCCGGCGGAUCUUGUUAAAAUCAAGCAUCGCAUAUACCUUCUGAGAUCCGGUAAAUUGGAAAGAAUUUCUGCCGAUCAAAAUCCUGCAAUUAAAAAAUAUGUAUUUGAUGGCUGUACUGGAGCCAGAGUAAAAGCGCUUCUCGGUCGGAAAAUAUGCAUUCAAAUGUCAUACCCUGAUGUCUACCAAUCGAAUGACCAUCCUUAUACACCUUUAACGGGAGAUGUAGAUUUCAGGUUUUAUGUCGUCCCCAAUGACAUAGCAUUGUUAACAUAUAACAUUGACAUUGAACGAGAAAUUAAAAAAGAUAAAAGAAACGGAUUGGUUGGAAUUGUGAAAGUCAGAUGUAAUGCACCAGGGUCAGGAUUAGAACGUCAAUUAAAUAUCGAUAUACUGCAAAGAGAUCAUAACAAUUAUUUAUUGGUCGAUAUAAUGGUGCCAGAGUUGAACAACCUAAAAUACUCCAUGGAAUUCCAGUCUCACGAUGAAGCCCAUGAUUACGAAUUAAAAUUUAACACGGGUCUUGGAUUUCAUGGAACUGACUUUAUAGCGAUUCACUUAGACGUAUUAAAACAAACGGCAAUUCCUGGCAUCAAGACAGAUUACCUGAGUUUGUUAGACUUCAAGCUUCAGAUAAUGGACAUUUUACUAAACCUGACACUGGAGAACAGUCUGCAAAACAAAAGCAAGUUAUUGCUAGCUCACAUGACAUACCAUUGUUCCCAGAGAUGGCCAGUGCUCUUUGAACUUCACGCAGAUACCGAACAUGCAAGCCAACAUCAUGAUUUAACAGAGAUGAAAUUUAAAAUGGCAUGUGAAGUCCUACCUCAUCCUAAACACCAGAUUUCUAUGAAAAGAACCUGGGACCUGUUAUAUCCGGGCAACCAUUUCCAUCUGGAUGUAGACUUGAAAGGAUCUAAACCAUCUACUCAAAGUACUGGCAAACUAACUUGGAAUCAUCCUCUUGGACAGGAAGUUCUUUGGUUAACCGGUAAUCUAAUUGACAAAGGUACGCCCAAGAAAGUAGACUACAAGUAUGAUUUAACGUUUGACCACAAAGUUGACAGUACGAUUAUCAAAGUGGACGCUGUGAUGACUGGGACACCUAUGGCUUACGAUAUCGUAUUUAAUGUUGACUAUAACAAACGGCAAAUGAGAAGGAAGCGUUCCUGGCCAGAGUUAUCAAUGCAAUUCAAAAAAGAUUCGGAAGGCAUCAAAAGAGGAAUCUUUAAUGUAAAGGAACCACCGCCGUUGAAGGUUCCCAACCCUCCGAAAAAGACCAAAAAAUGGGUAAACCCACUUGCGAAUAGUCCCCCAGGUCCACACAAAGACGUCUUCAUGAAUUUCUUUGAAUUUAUGAAGAACGGACCAAAGAAGUGGACGUCGGAAGGAAACGCGCAUGUCACAAUCCGGCCAGUGCUUGAUAAGCACGCUAGUCACCCGAUUGGAGCCGAAAUCAUUCUCAAAGCAAGUCUAGAUUAUCCGACAUGGACAAAAAAAGAGAAUAUAAAAGGAGCGUUUAUAUACGCAAAAAGCAUCAAAAUUAUGCAAAAAGGCAAAACUAUGAAAGGACACUUCAGUAUUGAAAGCACUAAGACACAAGGUGGAGUACUUUUUGAAUUCGAUAUGUCCAAACAUCAAAAUUACCUGGAUUAUUCACACAAUCUAACCUUGUGGUCAGUGGUGUCUGGUGAAAUAACCAGGGAAUUCAUAGUGGACAUAAAACAUAGAGGAAACCAUCUUUUCAAUAUGACCCAGCGCCUACUGACCGGACCAUUAAAUGGUAGCAUCGACGUAAUAUACAACAAAAACCAGCAACUGGGCGUGCACUAUCUCAAAAUCGUUUCAGAUAUAAGCGACAGUUGCGAAGUAAUAAAAAGCAAAUACAAAAGCGAACAAACCUGGAGUGGAAUUUUUACUCCUGAAUACAUGUUAAAAAGAACAAGUUCUCUCGAUCAUCCGAUAUUUCGGUAUGAUUCCAGCUGGGACUUACAACGCAACGCUGAUAAAUUAACAAUGGACUUACAGGCGAGAGUAAAACCCAAGAUAAUAUUUCUAAUCGAAACUGAUGGACAUGUAACUAUCCUCUUCACAAAGGACAUGUCGCUGCCAGACGUAAAACUUAAACUGGAUCUGCCCAGAAAUGGAAUAAAAUUCAGAGGAGUCGUUGAAAGUGAAAAAGAAUUCAAGUUAAAAAUGGACUUCAAGAAACCUGGUCAACCAGUCAUUUCUGGAAUUACUUGGUCAAUCAUUUUGGAUUCUCCCACUAAAGUCAAGAAUGUAAUUAUCUGGAAUCCACACCUUACCAAAAUGACAACAAAGACUAUUAAUAGCUUACGUCAGCCAAUCAUGAGACAAAUUAAUUAUCAAAUGGAUGUAAUGAUCACAAAUGUUUUGAAACCCUUCUCUGAUAUGCUUUUAGCACCAACCGGUUUGACUGUCAGUGAACUGUUCGAUGUUAUUGUGCUGUCCAACAUUCGAUCUGUGAUUCCAUAUUUGGAUAACUUGCCACUAUCUUCACGCCCAGUAUCACAUGCUGUCUACGAACGAUUGUACAAAUUGGGAAUUGCCUAUGAGAAAGUCCAGAAAUCUAUUGGCAGCAGUGGUUUCGAUGAUCAGUACCAACAUCUGCGAAAGGGUUUUACUGUCAUACUGAGCACCAUUUUAAAGUAUAUUAAGGAGAGGAUAAAUCAUCCGCCUCGAAUCGUGAGCGACUAUUUCACACAGAUCGUCAGUCCGCAGCUAAUGCCGUCGGUCGAAUCAAACACGUUUGAGUUUUCAAUAAUGCAUCCUUUCAUCUGGGAGUCUUUUACUACUGCUCCAAGGUUAAGCCACACAUCAGUAUUCUUUAUGAGCUACUUUAAUGAACCUGGGUACUUUUUGUUUCGGGAAUAUCUUCCAUCAGCAGCCAUUAACUUUGAGAACAAGAUGGUAACAUUUGAUGGCAUGGUUUAUAGCCUACCUGAAGACUUUGAUAAUGAAAAAUGCAUCCACCUUUUGUCUGCUGACCUGAUGAAGAAGAAAUUUUCAGUGUUGCGUGAAGGAGACGCUAUCACUUUGGUUUGUUCCAAGACUAGAGUAAAAGUUUCCAGAGACUGUAAAAUCUACAUCGACGGAUCUGACAUGGCAACGGAACUUCCAUACGAAUGUCCAAUGAAAAUGGUUACAGCUAAGAUGUGGGGACCCUAUUUGAUUGUGAAUUCAAUAUUUGGUGUUGAAAUCACUUGUGAUCCUGAAAACUUAAAGGUCAUUCUGGAUGGGCAGCAUCUCAACAACACCAUAGGACUUCUCGGCACGUCUGAUGGCGAUUUGGGAACAGAUAUGAGACUCUCAGAUGGUACAUUUGCUGCAAACAAAGCAGAGUUUAUCAAUCAUUUCGAGUUGAGCCGUAAGAAGAUUUGCCAAGUGACAGCAGAGCAACUUAGACCUAAAAGUCAAACGAGUAAAUGUUCAGACGAGAUCAGAAAACGAUGUAUGGAGACAUUUGCUUCAUAUAAAUCACCGUUCCUUAAGUGUUUCCUGACAGUCAACCCCAAAUAUUUUCUGAUGCAGUGCUUAGAAGAUGUUACAAGCUGUAAAAAAGACGCCAUGAACACAGAAUUAUGCCGAGUGAUGCACCUCUACGCCCUCCAUUGUGUCACAAAAAUGCCAAUACAUAUGCCUAAACAGUGCGUGUUGUGUGAUGAGUCCAAAGGUGAAAAAUGGAAAGUCACCACGAAUAAACAAAAACGAGACAUUGUCAUUAUUGUGGAUCAAAACCAAGAGAUCAAUGGAUACAGGCCAUUGCAUUACUUUAUGAACCUCUUUGAAAAUGCGAAAAUUGAAAAUGCGCAAAUGGGUUUGGUGGCUUGUGGAGGAGAAGGUAUAUUUGAACAUCCAAACGUUUAUACUAUGGAAGGACGGCAUUUUGGCACAGAAAAUACUCUGACAAUGGCUUUGAAGACACUUACUGAAGGCAUGAAACCAAGCAAGAAUGGUCAUCAGGGUAUGGAUCAUGGUGACAUGCAUGAUCAACAUGGACACAAAAGUCAUGGUCAUGAUGAUAAACAUAGACAUGAAGGCCACAUACCUCGGUUGCAUAUUGACCACAGCCCUCAUCAUGUGGGACACAGAAUCACAGAUCUACAUCAAGCAUUAGAAUGGGCAUCUGAUUACCCAUUCAAACCAGAAUCAGGACGUAUGAUUAUGCUAUUUGCUGAUAUGACAAUACUGAGAAAUUUGACAGAUUUGGGUAGCAUCCUGGCUACAAUAGUUGAGAAAGACAUCAUUGUAAACAUCUUCACUAAUACUAAGGAUCUUCUUGGCAGGAAAGCCGUGGGUAUAACUGCAUCUGGCAAAGUUUUAACUUUCAAGAAGAAUAAAAAGAUUCAACCAACCCCACUGAUCGAGUAUUUCUCACUGAUAAAGAACACCAACGGAAUUCUGUGGAAUAUUGAAUCGAUUCUAAGUCGAAAGCCAACUCAAGGGAAGAUAAUAAAGAUUAUAAAUGAAGAAUUUGAAAAUCAGAUUGCCACAAAGAAAUGUCGUCAGUGCAAGUGUGUCACACCAAAACAUGAACUGAUGGGCAGAGUUCAGUGUACAAGUUCCACUUGCAACAAAUGA
Molecule: messenger RNA, 8493 nt
Organism: Acanthosepion pharaonis
Lineage: Eukaryota; Metazoa; Mollusca; Cephalopoda; Sepiida; Sepiidae
Source: the annotation of a GenBank genome assembly